GACAGCCAUCGUCCCGGCCGCCGGUGUUCCUCUCGAUGAAGAACGGCGAGCGAUCCGAGGCGCGUGUGUCGUCUCCGUAGUAGCGAAUUCCCCGAAGCCGACCGUCGCGUCGCGCCGGUGUGUGUGUUUUUGGUAUCGCCAUUUAUCUUCGCCGACUAAGGACGCCGACUAAAGCGGCGGCCUUCCUGUUGACGUGCGCGUAAGCGAAGCGAGAGCGAAAGCGCGCGCCGAUCCGCCACGUGCGAUACGGCCGUGAAGGUGUGUUGCCCCGUGUUGUUUUCAUGUUUACCGCGGAGGACCGCGCGCGUUGCGCCUACGAUAGCGUCGGGCGUUAUUGUAUACACCACGCGAGACGGAUCUCCUUUUCUCUGUCUCUGCCGACGAGGCCGCGGGACCACGCGGGACAGGCCCUCCCGAUUAAACCAACGCCGAACCACGCCGCGACACGAGACCCGCGAACAGCCGCGAGUGGACAGCCCGCAUUGUUUACCGUUCGUGCCGACUCGACGGAACGGAGUGGGCUUUGUUUUUCUCCUGGCGAAAAUCAAAGAGCGCGAGUCACCGCGUAUCAAUCAGUUCACCCGCGUUAGCUCUCGUUCCUACCCCAUACUGCACAAACAAUGGACCGUGGGUCGUUAAUAGCACACGUAUCGAGCAACGAAUUUCCGCGAAUCGCGUAUGCCGGGUCAUGAAUCAUUAAUGGCGCGUAUAGUCUGGAGCUGGUUUUACGGAAGGACGGAGCGACGAGCGACGAGCGCCGGUCUACCCCGUCUUGUUUGCCGCUACACGCUGCUCCUUGUUGUGACUUGUGAUUUCGGGACUGUCGGCAUGGCAAGUAAUGUGGGACACGGCAACGGUGGCAGUGCUCUAGUGAUUCUAUUAUCGACGCGCCAUCGACGUCGUCUAGGUCCACUUUCAGCCGGAGGAACGACGCUGUAUCUACGGCCCACAUAAUUACGGCGUGCGACGACGGCGACGCAAUUAUGAAGGCCAAAAUGUACUUCGUUUUCAAUAAGAAGUACAUUUGAAGCGCUGCGAGGAUACUUCGAAGGCGUCAACCGCGGUCAGCCCUUACUUGUACGCUCAACCCUUGCGGAAACUCGUGCAACCUCAAGACUUCUGAUUCUUCCGGGGAAGGAAACACCCCCCCGCGAGUUUGAAACCGGGUUAACCGGAGCCGGCACGGGGAGGGAGAAUCGGAGAGGGUUCACGCGAGCCUGGACGAACGCGGACGAUCGAUCGAUUACCUCCUUGAGGGAGGAGGGGGAGGCGGCGGAGGAGGCGCAGAAUAACCGAGGGUGUUCUUCUCGUGGUGAAACCGCGUCGCUUUUAAUCCGCAGGUACGGCAGGAGAAUUGUGUGUACGAGUGGUAUUCAUUAAAAAUAGAACGGAAAAUAUAAAUCUCCCCGGAUCUCGCUGCUUCUUGGGUUAACGGGAUGGCGCUGUGGCCGUCCAAUUUUAAUGAGUUUUGGAUAUUAUCCCGGCGAAAGAGAAAAGAAACGCUUUCUUUUCCCGCGCACUAUUACUCAGAUAUAUUUCAUUAUUAAUCUCGGAAAUUGGAAAGCAGCGGACUGACGCGUUCUGGAAGGAAUAGCACUGCACAUUCCUUCUAACACUUUAUGAAUUGCUUAAGCAUUUAAUUUCAAUAUAGGACUCGUGGGUUAAAGGGGUCAAUUACUGUAAUACAGAACUCGCAAACAUUUAUUAUAGCUCGUUCGUUUCUUUUCACACGAUAUAAUUCUGAUCGCGAUAACCGAGCAAUAUUUUAGCUGGCUAUUUCUUUCUUUCUCUCUGUUUUUUUUUUAGAUUGUGAACUAAAGGCGGUAGCGAGACAAAGCAUUAUCGUCGCAUUAUAGUUCCGAGCAGCGUUUCCGUCUUUGAAUAGGGAACUGAAUAGGGAACUACGAACCGUUUUGCAGUCUAGUAAUUAGCGCCUUUGAGAAGCCCAAGAAAAAGGUCAAACAAUCGGACGCAACCGAGGCCGUGGACGGGGGAGGAAGAAACGGACGAAGGAGAAGUAGGGACGAGCAGCUCGCAGGGUCGACUAUCAAUCGUCGAUCAAUCAAAGAAAACGAAAGUGGUGGUCGGGGCGGCACGUGGGGAUAAGGUCGGGAACGUUCAACGGGAGGCUUUGAAGCGCGCGGUGUUCAAUGAGACAAGGAGAUGAGGACGAGGAAGUUGCUGCUGCCGAUCGUUCUGUUGUGCGUAACGGUAGUGGGCCUGGCGCUUUGCCAGGAGAAAAGGUGGCCGAGAGCGGCCACGAAGCAUCGGGAUAAAAGCGCCAAGGGCAAGGUUGGUUACGCGAACAGUGAGGAGGACUUGCAGGACGUUUUCAAUCACAGCUCAUGGACCAGCGACGAUGACGCCAAAAUUGCGGACAUCCUGGGCAUUCGCAACAAUCGAGCGAUCGGUAACUCUACUAGAUCUACGGAUGUCGGGUCUAAAACCAAUCAGCAGUCUAGUCAAUCGUCAAAUCUGCCCAAGUCGCACGCGAAAUCGAGCGAGGAGGUAGGACGAGAGAAAGUCCGGAGAUACAAGAAUAUGACAAUCGGGGACGGUAUCUGUCAGAGCAUAGACAUCAGGAACGACGUUAACAGUUUUAUAGUAUUGAAAGACUGCCGUGUGAUCGAGGGCUUCCUGCAAAUUGUAUUAAUCGAGAACAACACCGAGGCGGAUUUCGAGAACGUUAGCUUCCCGGAACUGAGAGAGAUCACCGGCUACUUUCUUUUGUAUCGCGUGGACGGUCUGAAGAGCCUCAACAAACUCUUCCCGAAUCUCGAGGUCAUCAGGGGCGAUAUACUCCUCACAGACUUCACGUUAAUGAUUUACGAGAUGAAGAACUUGCAGGAGAUUGGCCUCACCAACCUGGCAAAGAUAUCCCGUGGUGGUGUACGCAUAGAGAAGAAUCCCGCUCUCUGUUUUACGAAUACCGUGAAUUGGAGCCUCAUCGUUCCAUCCGGCGAAAGCUUUAUCAAAGAUAACAGAAUUGAUAAUUGCCCGCACGUGAAAGGAUGCACUCAAUGUCCUGGAGGUUAUUGCUGGACUGCCCAACAUUGCCAAAAGUUAGAGAGACCAAACUGCCACGAGCAAUGUCUCGGGGAAUGUUACGGUCCAAGUGAUACCGAAUGUUACGUGUGCAAGCAUUAUCGACACGACGGAAAGUGUAUCGAAAGGUGUCCGCCCAAUUUAUACGCAUAUCUUUCGAGGCGGUGCAUCAGCAAGGACGAAUGCCUCAAUAUGAACCAUAUCAGAAGGUUUUCUAAAAUGGAAGACAUAAACAUAUGGCGACCUUUCAAAGACUCCUGUGUCACCCAAUGUCCUGACGGUUUCGAGGAUUACAUCGACGACAAAAAUGUGACAGGCUGUCGGGGGUGCUCAGGACAGUGCCGUAAAAUCGAAAAGGGUGCUAUCAUACGCCAUAUUUCGGACGCUCAGUCCUUUCGCGGCAUAACGGUAGUAAAGGGAGCUCUGGAGUUUCAAAUCAGAAAUGGUAACCCAAAUAUAAUGAAUGAAUUGGCAGACGCGUUCGGUUUAAUCGAGGAGAUAUCCGAGUACCUCAAGAUAACGCAUUCUUUUCCGAUCACAUCACUGAGCUUUCUCAAGAAACUCAAAGUGAUCAAGGGUGAAAAUUUGGACAUUAAUAACGCGAGUUUGGUGGUCCUGGAUAAUCCGAAUCUCUCCUCCCUCUUCCCACUGUCCCAAAACAUAACGAUAGAGAACGGCAGACUGUUCUUUCAUUACAAUCCCAAGCUCUGCCUCUCUAAAAUAGAGCAGUUCGGUAAAAUGGUAAAUAUCACCAACUUUACGGAUCUCGAGGUCCAGCCGGAAUCGAACGGCGAAAAAGUUGCUUGCAACAUCGUCAACAUAAAUAUCACGGUGAAAAAGCGGGAGGCGGAUCGCGUAAUGCUCAGUUGGGACAGCUAUAAGCCGCCGGAGGGCCAACAACUUCUCAACUAUCUGCUAAAUUACAUAGAGGCCAAGAACGAGGACAUAACGUACGAGGCGAACGCUUGUGGUAAUAACACGUGGCAGAUCGUGGACGUCGGUAUUCCAAACUUGAAUUCGAUCGUUUCGAAGAACAUCACGAACUUGAAACCGUAUACCAAGUAUGCCGCCUAUGUAAAGACGUUCACGGCAAGGAACAAGAAGAAUGCUUCGAAUUCUUUCGUAAGUCCGGUGGGGCAGUCGGAGAUCAUCUUCUUCCAGACGAAGAGCACGAUACCUUCAGUACCGACGAACGUGAGUUCGAAGGCGAUAAGCGACAGCGAAAUUCUUCUCAAAUGGAGCCCGCCGGUAUAUCCGAACGGUCCUAUAGGCUACUACAUGAUCUCCAGUACACAUCGAUCGGACGACGCGAAACUGGUCGCCUCCCGGGAUUACUGUGUCGAUACUUUGGACAACGAGGCCAAAAAGGAGAUACACGAGGCGACGACAUCACUGACCUCGAAUCCCAAUUCCUGUUCCUGUUUCAAAGACCGGAAGAUCUCUAAACAAUUCGAGAUAUUCUGUCAUACGAAUAUAACCCUCAGCCACUUGUCGCCUGGCUGGAAGGAUUACUGUGUCUUCAAUAGUUACAAUUCGCCGGAGAGUAAGUUUUACGACGUGACGAACAAUUUAUUCACUACAACGCGAGAAGAGCAGAAAACUGGGUCGGACGUUUCGGCUAACACUGGUAGCGGCAUCACGAUCAGCCAUCUGAAUGACGAGGAAUAUACGAUGUACAAUGUCAGUGCGCGAAAUACUUUGUACAUUUUGAAGAAUUUGAGCUACUAUUCUUUGUACACUAUCACGAUUGCCGCAUGUGGCGUCAAGAUGGAUAGCGACGAACCCAUGUGCUCGACCAUUCAGUAUACGAAUGUCCGGACGUUGAAGCGACCGAGCGCGGACGAUGUUCACAACGUGAAGGUCCAAGUGACUAACAAUACUAUCGUCAAAGUCGUUUGGGAAUCGGUCAAGGAUCCAAACGCAUUCACUGUCUCAUACACCAUCGAGUACACGAAUCUGGACGUGAAGGAUGCGAAGAAGAGCACCGAGUGCAUACCGUACAUCGGCCGCAGGGAGAAGCACAUCAGUCACUACAUCAGAAACCUCAGUCCGGGUAGAUACAGCCUGCGAAUACGCUCCACGUCGCUAGCGGGCGACGGCGUCUUCACCGAUGUGGUCUACUUCUCAGUUGGUUUAUCGGACAACAAUCGAAUAAUGAUAGCGACGCUGCUGACUCUAAUUGUGCUGGUCAUCACUGUGACCACGGUAAUACUCUUUAUCAGGAACCACCAGAAGAAGAAGACUCAGGAACGACUGAUAGCCAGCGUGAAUCCAGAUUAUAUCGAGACAAAGUACGUCGUCGAUAGCUGGGAGGUACCCAGGGAGAACGUUGAGAUUCUGGAGGAGCUCGGUCUGGGUAACUUCGGCAUGGUGUACCGGGGAUACCUGGACGGCACCGGACAAGUAGCCAUCAAAACGAUCUCCGAGACUGCCAGCCAGCGGGAAAAGAACGAGUUCCUGAACGAGGCCUCGGUCAUGAAGAACUUUUCGACAUGGCACAUUAUCAAGUUGCUGGGCGUAGUCUCCAUGGGCAAUCCGCCAUUUGUCAUCAUGGAGCUCAUGGAGAACGGUGAUCUGAAGACGUAUUUGCGCAGGAUACGUGACACGCAGAUGGUGCCGAACGCAUCCAGGAUAAUGAGAAUGGCCGCUGAGAUCGCCGACGGUAUGGCCUACCUGGAGUCGAAGAAAUUCGUGCACCGCGAUCUGGCCGCCCGCAAUUGCAUGGUGUCCAAAGACUUGGUCUGCAAGAUCGGCGACUUUGGCAUGGCGAGAGAUAUCUACGAGACCGAUUACUAUAAGAUCGGCAAGAAGGGCCUGCUGCCGAUACGCUGGAUGGCGCCGGAGAAUCUCUCCGACGGCGUAUUCACGUCCGACUCGGAUGUUUGGUCGUUCGGCGUCGUGCUCUACGAGAUACUUACCCUCGCCGAGAUACCGUAUCAGGGUUUCUCGAACGAGGAGGUGCUGCAUCACGUGCUACGCAAAGGCAUGCUGAAUUUACCGCGGAACUGUCCCGAGACCAUACAGAAGAUCAUGGAGAAAUGCUUCAAGUGGCGACCCAGCGAACGCCCGACCUUCAUGGAGAUCGUCUCCGAGCUGGAGCCGUUCCUAGGCCAGGACUUUUGCGAGAAGUCAUUCUACCACUCGGACGAGGGCAUCGAGAUACGUAGCCUCGGCAUCAAGAAGGUCUAUCACAAUGCCGCGCCGAUUCGUUUUCACUGGGGCCACGAAACCGCGAGGUGGGUGAAGGACUUUGAGGACAACGUGACGUUGCUCGAUCAGAUGAAGGCGGGCACCAGCCGAGCACGGAUCUUCAAGAACGGCUUUCAGCAUUUUGGUAAUGUAACGAACUUCGAGGAUGUUCCGCUCGAUCGAUGAGAUUAGUCGAUGUAUAUAUACUGUUGAACGGGAAAACUCAACAGAACGAGAUGUAACUACUUGAAACCGUGUUUAAUCGCAAAAGGAAGGACAUGCAGAUAUUAACGUACAAACAAUACUCAGGGCAAUACGCGAGUGGUCUGACGUGGCCGUUGGACGAAAAUAUGUAAAAAUGUUACCAAGUCGCUCGCACGCUCGUUCGCUCACUUGCUCGCUCGUUUCGUUCGUUCGUUCGUUGCUGCGGCGACAAGUGUUUCAUGUCCUUCUCUUGUUGCGGAUCAAACCUUAACGGUGGAUAGCAGAGAGAAGAACCUCGCUGCCGCGCAUCGUCGCGACGGCGUAUGGAAAAAGAGUGUUCGUAAUAGAAGCUAAGUUGUCGAACAAUUAGGUAAAUAAACGUAGACGCGUAAUAUUUCGUAAUCGAAAGCCGUGGCUUCAUACACCCGUGUUUCUUUUUCUUAAACACGCCCGAAGUUCUUUAUGCCGUGUAUCAACUAUUCAUUCCUCGUGGGAUUACUUCGUCCCUCGCACGGACGUAUAAAUUCUGAAGCAACUCUUUCCGAAUUCCGUUUCAUGAUAAUUUCGAGAUUGACUUCUAUGCUGUCGAAGGAGUUCGAUCCUUUUCCACACUUUCGAUUUAGACAAUCUUGGUUAGGAAAUAAUCAGGAUGUUUGUUGAUUGAUAUACAACGUGACAAAAACGUCACUUUCAGUCGGAGUCUGCAUUUCCGCGUUUGAGAUCGCACGAUGCUAAUCAAGUGGCACAUUGCCACAGUCUUUCCGGGAGAGAUGCUCUCAUUUCUUUUUUGCCCUUUCGAAUUCGGCAAAUGUUGUUUCAGGACCAAAUCGAGACACAGAAGAAUGAUUUCUAUAAGCCAGAGUUCCUUGUCACAUGCGUACACACACCUGUAGCACGAUACGUUACAGCGUAAUCUCAAGGUUGUAAAUAGUUAACUCUAACUCGCAGUUCGUAUAUGGUAAGUUAAAAUAGAACUGGAUGCAAUAUACGUCGCGCAUAGUCUUGUAAUACAUAAUAAUUUAUAUCCAGAGAAAAAGAUGGGUGAGAGCGCGAGAGGGAGAGAGAGAGAGAGAGAGAGAGAGAAUGUGUUUUAAAAAAGACAAACUUCACCCUCGCAUGUAAAUAAAGUCACAAGUCUCUUCCUCAAGAGUUGCGGGUACCUCGUAGGUAAAUUAUUGCAAUAAGAGCGUGUCUACAAUCCACGAGCCACAAUCUUCACAAUAAAAUUAGCGUGAUGGAUAAGACAGGGGGGAUAAAGGG
This is a messenger RNA of Vollenhovia emeryi, 7698 nucleotides long. Its product is annotated as insulin receptor-like. NCBI's taxonomy places the organism in Eukaryota, Metazoa, Arthropoda, Insecta, Hymenoptera, Formicidae. The transcript is spliced from 8 exons. The record is from RefSeq and is a predicted model, not a curated record. The coding region runs from base 2164 to 6420 and encodes 1418 amino acids. Gene Ontology annotation, biological process: cell surface receptor protein tyrosine kinase signaling pathway; protein phosphorylation; positive regulation of MAPK cascade. Gene Ontology annotation, molecular function: ATP binding; insulin receptor substrate binding; insulin receptor activity. Gene Ontology annotation, cellular component: axon; insulin receptor complex.